Kwoniella mangroviensis CBS 8507 is the source of this 1368-nucleotide messenger RNA. RefSeq lists its product as uncharacterized. Gene Ontology annotation, biological process: transmembrane transport. Gene Ontology annotation, molecular function: transmembrane transporter activity. Gene Ontology annotation, cellular component: membrane. The transcript has 14 exons. Lineage: Eukaryota; Fungi; Basidiomycota; Tremellomycetes; Tremellales; Cryptococcaceae. The record is from RefSeq and is a predicted model, not a curated record. The coding region runs from base 1 to 1368 and encodes 455 amino acids.
AUGUCAAAGCCUCGAGUAGAUUUAGCUCAGUUUGAGCCAGCCAUGGCAGUUGAAGAGACUCAGCCGGCUAGAAUAGUCGAACAGCUCCAUUUGGAUGAAGAAGGUCGGAAUGGCAUGACCUCAUCGCUCCCUCGUGUGGAUGGUGGUUGGGGAGCAUGGAGUUAUCUGGCUACUGCUACUGCGUUAGAGACUUUGGUAUGGGGUAUGGCGAAUUCUUAUGGUGUAUACCUCGAUCAUUAUACCAUCUUAUAUCCUACCUCGACCGGUCUAUUACCUAUCAUAGGAACAGUCGCGAUGGGUAUCAUGUAUCUCUUGAUGUCCCCGCUCUCACUCUAUCUCACGACAUACCCCCUACAGAGGAAGAUCACCAUGUGGAUAGGGUUGGUGGUGAUGUUUUCUGGAUUCAUCGGGGCGGCUUUUGCAAGUAGCGCAGCUGGAUUGGUCGUCACUCAAGGGGUUUUGUAUGGUAUAGGUGGGACUCUGCUAUAUUGUCCCACUACCAACUAUAUGUUCGAAUGGUGGUUGAACAAGAGGGGUUUAGCAUCGGGUAUAAUGCUUUCUGGGACUGGUGCCGGUGGUCUAGUGAUGCCUCUUAUAUCGAAUGCGCUCUUACAGAAAUAUGGAAAACGAACAACCCUUCUUUCGAUCGGUAUAUCAUACACCAUCCUCAUCGCUCUUCUCAUCCCAUUUAUCAAACCGAGAUUACCCAUCCCAUCUUCGUCUUCUUCUUCCUCUAGAAGACCUAGACCCAAGGUGAAUUGGGGAUUCAUGAGAAGGUCAGCAUUCUGGUUACUCUGGGCUGGAGUUCUAUUCCAGGGUUUAGCAGCUUUCAUGCCUGUCACGUAUCUGCCUUCCUACGCAACAGCCCUCUCACUCUCACCUACCAUUGGCACACUCACCAUUGCACUAAUGAACUUAGCGAGAGUACCUGGACAAGUGAUCAUAGGUCAUCUGGCGGAUAAGAUGUCGCCCCGAAAAUUGAUAUUGCUCAUGGCAAUUGCAUCGGGUAUAAGUGUCUUUGCGGGAUGGGGAGCAGCUAAGAAUGUAGGUGGAUUGGUAGGGUUUAGUCUGGCUUUUGGGGCUUUUGCAGGAAGUUAUACUGCGCUGUUCUCUAGAUUCAUAGCUAUCCUAAAUCGCGACGACCCUCAUCUCCCGGCCAUCCUCUACUCCCUAUUCUUCCUAGCUAGGGGGAUAGGUUCAAUAGCUUCCGGACCAUUAUCUUCCGCCCUCAUGUCCCACAAUUCGUCUUUGGACGGCGCGAAGGGUGCAUACGGCGUAGGUGAAUUUGGAGUGUUGAUCAUCUGGACUGGGACGGGGAUGAUCAUGAGUGGUGUCGGAGCGGGAUACAAGAGUUAUAAGGUUGAUUGA